CAUCAACUCUUAUUAACAGAUAACGAUGGUAUUUAAUCGAUCUGUAGAUUUUCAGAAGCCAAAGCACCAGGCCUGACAUAAACAUUUGGGCGUUUAUUUCAAGUUUAAGACGUGACAGCUCAUUUUCCAUACCGCACCAUUUCAAUAUGAUAGGAUACGUCUUUUUAUUGGCGAUAUGCCUCGUAGCGACGCCGACGUCAGGUACCAUGACGUUAAACUGCCAGAAAGCGUUCCCUACGUCAACGCUAACCAAGAACUACAAUGAGACGAUUGCGCACGCCAUUCACUCCAUGACGGUCGCCGGUCUGCGCGUCUUCAGUUCCAAGGCGUCGGCGAACAACUUCGUGCCGACUGUGAACCAGGAUCUCAGCCAAGAGCAGACAGUGCUCGACCACGCCCCAGAGCAUGCCCUGGGGCACGACUUCAGCACGCUGACAAUGAACAUAAUUGACAAUAUACUGUCAACUCUCGGGAACUCUAUGGAUGGUCUAGGUUCUCACUGGUCGCCGGUGGAGCGUGUCGCGCACGUGUUCCACAUGUGGGACCUCUGGUACCGCAUCAAGGAGAGCGCCUGGCCGCGCGUGCAGAAGACCCCGCCCACGGACGAGAUGUGCACGUGCCUUGCCUCCGUCGAGUUCAACGGAAUUAAAGACGCCGUUCAAUGGGUAGCAAACCACUACAAAACCGGAACUCCCAUAACGCUUCUUAACCGACCGAUCCCGAAACUGACGGACGCGGCCGCCUGGGGCGUUUGGAAACAACGUCUGCUGCACUACUACACACCGGAAGCGCUCCAGGACGCCGCCAUGUACCUCCAUUGCGUCUCGCAGUUCUGGUAGUAACAACGCAGUCGAUGUAAACGCGCUUUUCUACAUGGAUCCGGACAUUGUUUGAUUACUGUUUCCUUUGUACCUUUGUGUUUGUAGACAUUUAGGCGUUUCUGACUAGAUUUGUGUCAUUUUCAUAGACGUUAUAAACUUUAAUAUAUAUUGAAUAUAUAAAAUUCGGAUGGAAUAUUUUGUAAUAAUUAUUAUUAAUAAAUAUAUUCGGGUA
Messenger RNA from Dreissena polymorpha, 1053 nucleotides. RefSeq lists its product as uncharacterized. NCBI's taxonomy places the organism in Eukaryota, Metazoa, Mollusca, Bivalvia, Myida, Dreissenidae. The record is from RefSeq and is a predicted model, not a curated record. The coding region runs from base 147 to 839 and encodes 230 amino acids. The transcript is spliced from 3 exons.